GUGCCGAUGGAUGCAGUCGAUGGAACCCCGCGACUGGAGACGACCGCUUUGUCGGAGCAACCUGACAACCAGCUUGGACAAUUUUCUGAUGGGCCUUCAGCUGACGACCUACCAGCUGACGAGCCAACAGCCGAAGAGCCACCAGCUGGUCAGGCAGGAGGGAAACGCUCAGAGUCAGAGGAGCUGCAGGAACAGGUCGUACCCGCGAGCCAAGACCAGAAGGUCCAAUGCCAAAAGUGCCUCUCUCAGGUUUACGUCUAUGAUGCCCAGGCCAGGGGCAAGGUUUGGUGGUGUAAACCAUGCAACGCGAUCAACUCCAUGCUGCGCAGAAAUCUUUCUUGGCCGCCGGCCGAGUUCAGUGCAUUAGAUUCGGACGCUCAGGCUGCAUUUUGGCAGAGAUGUCAAGCUGCGAAAGAUGCAGCUGGAGAAGGGAGACUUCGGUAUGACCGCCUGCGAGACGUCCUGAUCACGAGCCUGACCACCCAGGUCACGAACGAGCUCACCAAGAAGAGCUGCGGCGAGCGCGGUUACAAUGUGGAGAGCCUUCAGCAGAAUGCGCCGAUCAUCUUUGACCCCAUCCUACAGGAAGAUGUCUAUUGCUUGCCAGUCACUUCGCUCCAAGAGAAGGAGAUCCGAGCGCAGAUUGAGACUUCUGUCGCCCAGGCAGAAAGGGCAGUGCGCAAGCGAGCUGCUGCCGUGGAUGGAGCCAACAAGAGCGAGACGGCAGCCCAGCCUGUGGUCGACCUUUUGUCUGAUGAGGAGAGGCCUGACAACGAGGAGGAGGAGGAGAAGUUGACGGCAAAGCAGCUUGAGGCGCUACGAAAGAAGCAGGAGCGGGAAGCCAAGAGCAAGGCAGCCAAAGAGCAGCGAAAGCAGGAGCAAGCGGAACAGCGUGACAGGCUGAAGAACAACAAGACCAUCGUCAACCUCUCAGGUAAGGCUGUGCAGAUCCUGCAGCCUUUGAAGGAUGAGCUGGGUCAGCAUGUCUCAGACCCUGACACGAACCCGUUGCUGAAGGAGAACUUGACAUCAUGCCAUGUGUUGCUUACCGCGUGGCACAAAGCUGCAGCAAGCGCUUUGCAGAAACAUGCAAGGAAUGCAGCAGCAGCGCUGGAUCCACUGCCCUUCAACGGUGAGAAGGACAUGAUGGUUGAAGUCAAGGCCGCAAAGCGGUACUUGCAGGAGGCCAAAGCAAACGCUGCUGGGUCAAAGAAGAGGAGGAUCAAGCAGUGA
Messenger RNA from Durusdinium trenchii, 1233 nucleotides. NCBI's taxonomy places the organism in Eukaryota, Dinophyceae, Suessiales, Symbiodiniaceae. The record is from the annotation of a GenBank genome assembly.